UCAGCCUGGGUGAACUGGUGUAAACAAGGAUGCAGCUUAGUCGGGAAAUUUUGAUGGUGCUUCUACCUGCAGUGAUGGGUACCAUGAUCAAGCUCAAAAAUGGUGGAUUUGAAGAUAUUGUUAUUGCAAUUAAUCCUGUAAUAGAAGAAGACGAGAAAAUGAUUGGCAGCAUAAAGGACAUGGUGAAAGAGGCAUCCAGUUAUCUCUUCAGUGCUACAAAACAGAGAUUUUACUUCAAGUCUGUAAAAAUUUUGAUUCCUUUGACAUGGAGCUCAAAACAAGAAUAUAAAAGAAGAACCAUUGAAUCCUAUGAACAAGCUGAUAUCAUAGUAGCUGAUCCUUACUUGAAAUAUGGAGAUGAGCCUUAUACCCUGCAGUUUGGAGAGUGUGGGACACCAGGACAAUACAUUCAUUUCACUCAUAACUUCUUGACAAAUGACAAUUUGCUUUCUAUUUAUGGACCUCGAGGCAGAGUCCUUGUCCAUGAGUGGGCUCAUCUCAGAUGGGGUGUCUUCGAUGAAUAUAACUAUGAUGCACCUUUUUAUCCUGUCGAACAAGGCAAAUUUGAAGCAACAAGAUGUUCAGCUGGUAUCACCGGUAAAUAUAUCUUUUCAACUAGCCAAGGAGAACAUAGAAAAUGUAAAUAUAUAAAGGGAACAAAGAUAUAUGAACCUGGAUGUCAAUUUGUGCCAGAAAAAAUACAAAGUACCCCAGUAUCUAUCAUGUAUUUGCAAAGUGUAUCUUCUGUUACUCAGUUCUGUGACCAAAGUAAUCAUAACAUCAAAGCAACGAAUAUGCAGAACAAACUAUGUGACUACAAGAGCACAUGGGAAGUGAUUAUGACCUCCAGUGACUACAUCCGUUCAUCUCCAAUAAAUACUCCUCCACCUGACCCCAUUAUUUCUCUGAUUCAAACACAUGACAGAGUCGUCUGUUUAGUGCUUGACGUUUCUGGAAGCAUGGAUGAGCAUAAUCGUAUUGGUCGCCUGAAGCAAGCUACUGAAUUGUUCCUCCUUCAGAUAAUUGAAACUGGUUCCUGGGUUGGAAUUGUAACAUUUCAAAGUGCUGCCGACGUUAAGAUUGGCUUGCAACAGAUUGUCAGUGACAAUGCACGUGAAGCUCUUGUGACUUACUUGCCUACCACAGCUGAUGGAGGAACUAACAUUUGUGCUGGAGUGCGUAAAGGAUUUCAGGUGUUCAGACAAAAAUAUCAAAGUACUGAGGGCUGUGAGAUUGUGCUCCUGACAGAUGGAGAAGACCCAAAUAUGAGCUCUUGCUUUAGUGAAGUUAAAAGCAGUGGAUCAAUAAUUCACACUAUUGCUUUGGGGCCAAGUGCUGCAAAAGAGCUAGAGAUGCUGUCGAUAAUGACAGGAGGUUUAAAGUUUGCUGCAACUGAUAACUUGAACUCCAAUAGCCUCAUAGAUGCUUUCACUGGAAUUUCAUCAGGAAGUGGAAAUCUCUCUCUACAGCCAAUUCAGCUUGAAAGUAAAAGUAACCACGUUGACUCCUACCAAUCUCUUGAGGGUACUGUGUCCAUUGACUAUUCUGUGGGGAGUGACACUUUCUUCGUAGUUACAUGGGCUGAAGACUAUUCGCCACCAGUAAUUCUCCUGACAGAUCCAAAAGGAAACACCUAUUCUCUCCAGGACUUUGUAGCUGAUCAAACAAAUCGCAAAACAGCUCGCCUUAAGAUUAAGGGAAUUGCAGAGGUAGGAGAUUGGACUUACAAACUUCAUAAUAAAUACUCAAAGCCUCAGGUUUUAUCCAUCACAGUAACCACUAGACCGGCAUCUCCAACUAUACCUCCAGUGAUUGUGAAGUCCUACGUGACUAGUGAUAAAAAUACCUUCCCUAAUAAAAUGAUUAUUUAUGCAGAAGUCAGUCAAGGAUUUUUGCCUGUUAUUGGUGCAAAUGUCACAGCCAUAGUUGAAUCAGACUCAGGAACUGAAGAACAAGAACUUUGGGACAAUGGAUCUGGUGCUGAUAUUAUCAAGCAUGAUGGCAUCUAUUCAAGGUACUUCAUCUCAUUCAGAGUCAAUGGCAGAUACAAUAUAAAAGUACGUGUCCAAGGGCAAGAUACUGUCCUAGGAGCCCGCCAACAUGGUUCGGCUUUAUAUGUACCAGGCUGGAUAGAAAAUGGAGAAAUAAAAAUGAAUGCACCAAGACUGGCAGCCAGUGACAAUGAAACCCAAGCAAACCUUGGAAAUUUCAGCAGAACUGCAUCAGGAGGUUCUUUUAUAGUGACAGGAGUACCUACUGGAAAUCUCACAGAUGUUUUCCCUCCAUGUAAAAUCACUGACCUUGAAGUAGCACUCAAUGCUGAAGAUGAAUUCCUUUUGUCAUGGACAGCUCCUGGGAAUGAUUAUGAUAGAGGAAAAGCUGAAAGAUAUGAAAUAAAAAUGAGUGAAAAUCCCUUGGAAUUAAGAAAUGCUACGUUUCAUAAUGCCACUUCUUUGAACACAUCUGGUUUGAUACCGGAAGUUGUUGGAACCAAACAGUUCUUUCAGUAUAAGUCAGAAAAUUAUACAAAAGAAAAUGGCACCAUGAUUUACUUUGCCAUUCGUGCUGUUGAUGAUAGCAACAAUAAUGGAGAAAUAUCUAAUAUAGCCAGAGCAGUUGUGCUUCUUUCUCUGUUGCGUACUACUGCCACUAGUCCAACCACUACUGCUGCUAAUAAUGAAAGCAAGAACAGUGCCUUAAAUAGUAAUAUAUUAAUUAUAAUUAUAGUAUGUGCUUCUAUCGUUAUUUCUGGUGUUACACUUUUAAUUGUUUAUGUGUUAUGCAAGAGAAGACAAAAAAAUUAUGAAAUUGAAAUGAAAGGAUGAUAGAUUGGAAUCUGAAACCGCAAUAGAAAGAGAAAUAAUACUGAAUGUGCUACAUAAACGUUAAACCCGCAGGUUCCUAUAAGUACCUCUAAAUUGUUAUAGACAUGUACAUAUGUAUCAGGGCAUUUCUUUGUACUGAAUUUCCAUCAAUACUCUCCAUAGUAACAAGAUAUUUUUGUGUGUUGCUAAACAUCUGCAACAUCAUUUCCUGUUAAUCUUAAAAAGAAAGGAAAUUGCAUCCUUUUCCCCAAUCUUUAAAGAAAGAGGUGAGAGUCAAUAAAAAAGUAUAUCAAUGGUGCAUAA
Molecule: messenger RNA, 3128 nt
Organism: Candoia aspera
Lineage: Eukaryota; Metazoa; Chordata; Lepidosauria; Squamata; Candoiidae
Product: calcium-activated chloride channel regulator 1-like
Exons: 14
Coding region: 30-2825 (931 amino acids)
Biological process (GO): chloride transport
Cellular component (GO): plasma membrane
Molecular function (GO): intracellularly calcium-gated chloride channel activity
Source: RefSeq, a predicted model, not a curated record